AAAUUAAAUAUACACACGCGUACAUAUGCACAUAUACGUGUACACACAUACGAAUAAAAAGUGCGUAUUCAAAGGAAAUUUCAUCAAUAUUUGUUCCAAGGCAUUGAAAAGAAAUUAAUUAUCGCGAUUUUUGCAUUUUUUUAUCCUCAUCUACACUCGCGGAUUCUGUAUACGAAACGGAAGAUUUGUGCAGUAUAUGGCGAUGAUGCUGUUAGUGAGCGUGUGGUACAAAUUUGGUUUUCAAAAUUUCGAAAGGGCGACACAAGCUGCGUUGAUGGACAACGCACUGGGCGUCCAGGUGUCGCAGAUAGUGAUAAAGUCAAAAUGUUAAUUGAAAGAAAUCCUCUUUUCACAACUAGAAAGAUUGCGGAAAUUAUUAAUUUAUCGGAAAAAACCGUUGCCGACUACUUGCAACGCCUUGGAUAUGUGGUUGAUGGCAAUGGCUGGCGCUUCGAUGAUACUGCUCCAACAUGUAAUGACAGCGACAACAACACAUCGUCAAUAGACGAGGAGAAAAGUGUUGCAGAGGCAGAAGUAUUCGGUUAUUGCAACAAAGAAUUUGCAUACGAACAGCAGUCUCUCAAUUGUAGCGUUCAAAUCGCCCCAACGGAAGCAAACAUCUCUGAGCCCCGACCGCCAAUUUACUCUACCACAGGCUUUACAUAUAUUGAAAAUGAUAGCUACCAUGACAUCAACGAAGAAGGCAAAGAGAAUGCUAACACUGGCAACAACGCUCCAAAUGCUUUACCCUCAUUUUCAGAGUAUUUUUCGAAUGUUUACACCAGUUACCUUAGAGGUGGUAGCAGUGGGUAUUGUGCAAUCGAAAAUAUAAACUGCAACUCUGUGUAGACCUUUGAUGGUGGAUAUCCGUUAAAAGGGCACAGUUAAAUUUACAUACAUAUUAACGUCAUAUAUCUAGUCUGCCAACACAAACAAAAAUGUUGCAAUCAAAGUAGACUUGCUUGCUUGGAAGUCCGACCAAGAAGCGUAUGUCUCUAAUAAUAACACAUAGUUCCUCUUUACUGCGAGUAUACACUAAUUAAUUUAUUAUAAUAUUAUACAUACAUACAUACAUAUGCAUAUGUAUUUAAUCAAAUUUUCAAAAAGAGCAUUUACAUACUCUGUAUUACAAUGUUUUUAUUUCAAUAUUGUAUAAUUUUUAACACAGCGUCAUGUGAGAUGCGACUGACCGAAUUAAUGAUUUUUAAUCUAAGCGAAACUUGAUUCCUAUUUAAAUGGCCUGAAAUAAAUGCGUAUAUUUUAUUGAAA
This is a messenger RNA of Anastrepha ludens (Mexican fruit fly), 1269 nucleotides long. RefSeq lists its product as uncharacterized. Bases 325 to 849 code for a protein of 174 amino acids. Lineage: Eukaryota; Metazoa; Arthropoda; Insecta; Diptera; Tephritidae. The record is from RefSeq and is a predicted model, not a curated record. The transcript has 3 exons.